AUGGCUCCACCAGUCCAAGACCAGGGCUCAACUUCGGCCUCAGAUAUCCCCCUCGACCUCGAAGUUGGCCCUCGAUCGACCUCCCACUCGAAUAAUACCUCCCGCUGGAAUGGUUUCUCCCAAUCCCACCCGUCCAAUAUGCUUGCGAACCCCAACGGGCUGGCACCGAAGUCGUCGCAGGAAGAUUGGCUGGCCUACACUGAAGAUGCGGGACAUCGACUGACAGUCGCGUUGACACCUAGCUUCCUACAACGGUAUGUGGGCGGCGAAGGACCCCAACCCACGAGGCUGCAUGCCAUCGCAGCGCUCGACGGGUUGCGCGGUUGGGCGUGUAUGCUCGUCUUCAACUUCCACUUCCUCUUCACAUAUACCUGGAAGGUUGCCGUCGGAUGGGGAUUCGCGGGCGAGAACUUUGGAAUCCAUCAGCUGCCGAUUUUGCACAUGUUGAUCUCCGGCCACAUCAUGGUGGCGAUUUUCUUCGUCAUCUCGGGCUACGUACUCUCCUAUAAGCCGUUGAAGACCAUCCGGUCCCGGUCGUUCGAGGAGGCCUUUACCGUCAUGGCUUCGUCGACCUUUCGACGAGCAUUGCGCCUCUACAUCCCAUCCUUCGUCGGUCUCGCAUGUGUCUUCGUGGCUGUCCGUCUUGGCCUGUUCAAUUACUCGUGGGGCGUCAUCAAGGAGGGUCAUACAAUUGUCGGCACCAAUGAACAGCACCCGCCCGUGUAUCGGUCUCUCACCAAGCAGUUCUGGGAUUGGUAUAACACCGUCGCACGCUUGCUGAAUCCGUUCGAUUGGGGUCUCUAUUACAACAACUAUAACCCACAUCUAUGGACCAUUCCUGUGGAGUUCCGCUGCUCGAUUGUCCUGUUCAUCACGACGCUAGCCACCUCGCGUCUCAUGCCGGUCAUCCGUAUGCCUCUUGUUGCCGGAUUAAUCUGGUUCUGCAUGCGCUAUGGCCGCUGGGACGUCGUUCUCUUUCUAUGUGGCAUGUUGAUGGCCGAGAUCGAUCUAAUCAACGGUACAUGGGAACGCCCUGCGAACUCGACUGCAGUGCUUGGUGAUAAAACGCAUAUCCGCUUCCGCCCUGGCGGUAAGGUCCUGGCCACUGUCUCCCGCCGACGCCUAUGGAUCGCUAUUUUCGUGCUGGGGCUAUAUAUCGGGUCAGUCCCAAACCUGGGCUUCAAGUGGACGCCCGGCUACAUGUGGCUCUGGAACCUCACCCCAUGGACAUACCCUGAGCCACAUCGAUUCCCGCAAACCAUCGGCGCGGUCCUGAUUGUCUUCAGCAUCAACCACUCCCCCGAUCUCCAAAAAUUCUUCACCCACUCGUUGUCCCAGUAUCUGGGCAAGAUCUCAUUCGCCUUUUAUAUUGUCCACGGUCCCAUUCUGCACUCUCUUGGGUACUCUAUCAUGCCUAGUAUUUGGGCUGUGACAGGCAAGGAGACCAACUUCCAAUACUGCUUUGGCUUCCUGAUUGGCUGGUCUAUUUGUCUGCCAGUUUCCAUUUGGGCGGGUGAUGUCUUCUGGCGCGCUGUCGAUAUACCCAGUGUUCAGUUUUCUCGCUGGAUAGAGAGUCGUGUUAUUGCAAAGGACGCGCCAGCGACCGGGACGCCGAGUUUGUCGACUCCGCGAGCGCAAACCCCGCGGGUACAGUGA
This is a messenger RNA of Penicillium canariense, 1656 nucleotides long. RefSeq names its product acyltransferase family protein. The transcript has a single exon. Lineage: Eukaryota; Fungi; Ascomycota; Eurotiomycetes; Eurotiales; Aspergillaceae. Gene Ontology annotation, cellular component: membrane. The record is from RefSeq and is a predicted model, not a curated record. Gene Ontology annotation, molecular function: acyltransferase activity, transferring groups other than amino-acyl groups. Gene Ontology annotation, biological process: polysaccharide biosynthetic process. The coding region runs from base 1 to 1656 and encodes 551 amino acids.